UCCGCACCACCACCCUCACCGUGUCGCCCCCUCCUCCUCCUCCUCCUCCUCCUCCUCUCUCGAUCGAUUCGAACCCCUCCAAACCCUCGGAUCCUGCGGUGUUGGGGGGGUAAGAACCUCGAUACUCUCCCCCUCAUCCUUUCCGGCGAGCGUCGGCGGCGGCGGAGGAGCUCCGGCGACCCCCUCCGGGCGGUGGCUCCGCUUCCCGUCGGUCGAUAUACGGUAUUUGAAGGAGACCUUUGAUCAUGGCAGAGUUGGAGAACCUGCUUUUGCAGGCUGCUGGGAGAACUGGCUCGUCAGGGGGACGGAAGCUGUCUCACUCACAGUCAAAAUGGCAUAGACAAGGAUCAUAUUCUGAUGGGAGUGAUUCUAAGGACGACUCAGACGGCCCAAACUCUAGGUACUCAAAGAAAAAACCCUCAGGAUCGCAAGUCCCUCUUAAGAAGCGGCUUGACCAAGAUUAUGAUGAUAAUAAUGAUAGACACAGCGGAGAUGAGUCCGACAGUGCCCCCUCAAUUGGCAGUGAUCUUUACAAGGAUGAAGAUGAUAAGGAGCAGCUUGAGCGGAUGACUGAAUUGGACAGGGAGAUGAUACUAGCAGAACGGAGCACGAGAAUCGACGACUACAAAUUGAAGAAGAUGGCCAGGGCCUCAUCAUCGAAGAUGGAGAAGAAGGGCCGAAAAGAGAGUCCUCCCCCUCUCCCUUCCCGUGGUCGCUCUUCAACUCGGACUGACUCUUCAACUCGGACCGACAAGAGCGCUGCCAAAAGUGCGUUGAACGAACUGCGGGCGAAGCGGAUGAGACAACAAGACCCGGAUGGCUACCGUAGGAGGUUGAAGGAUUUAGCUGGAGAGGGAGUAAUUGGGAGCGUCAGUAAUCGUGAUACUUCACCAAAACGUAAAGCGGGCAGUCCUCCUAGUGACUUAAGCAAUGAAGCUGAAAGUGGAGGAAGAUCGGAUAGUGAGGAUGAGGGGUUUAACAACGACAACAAAAUGGACGAUGAUUUAUUAGAGGACAUUUCACCAUCUAGAAUAGACCCUCUUAAGUUUGAAGAUAUUAGGGACAUCACAAUCCGGCGGUCCAAGCUCGUGAAGUGGUUUAUGGAACCCUUUUUCGAAGAAGUCAUAGUCGGGUGCUUUGUGCGGCUCGGUAUUGGCAAGACCCGUUCUGGGAUUCCCAGAUAUAGGCUGUGCAUGGUUAAGAAUGUUGAUGCGACCGACCCAGAUCGACAGUACAAGCUGGAGAACUACACCACUUGUAAGUGGUUAAAUGUUGUGUGGGAUAAUGAGGCAUCAGCUGCCAGGUGGCAGAUGGCUAUGGUCUCGGAUUCUCCUCCGCUCGAGGAGGAAUUUAAAGAAUGGCUUCAAGAGGUGGAAAAAGCGGGUGGGAGGAUACUGACUCGCCAGGAAGUGCUCGACAAGAAGGAAGCCAUUCAGAAUGUUAACACUUAUGUGUACUCGGCUGCCACAGUGAAGCAGAUGCUUCAAGAGAAGAAGUCUGCUUCACUGCGCCCGAUCAAUGUCGCGGCUGAGAAGGACCGCUUACGGAAGGAGUUGGAAAUCGCACAGAGUCGGAGGGAUGAAGCAGAAGUGGAGAAGAUCCGGGCGAGGCUCAAGGCGUUAGAGCAGAGGAGGCAAACCAAGCAAAAUAAUGAAAAGGCUGUAAAAUUGGCUGAGAUGAACAGAAGGAACCGGGCAGAGAAUUUCAAAAAUGCCUCAGAGUUGAAGCCCGUUAAUACCAGUUUAAAGGCUGGAGAGGCGGGUUACGAUCCUUUCUCAAGAAGGUGGACAAGAUCAAAAAACUAUUAUGUGUCAAAGCCUUCUGCUGCAAAUGAGGAAAGUGGGGGUUCUGCAGUAGGUAAUGGGGAUGUGAAGGUGGGGGAGGCUGGUGUUGCUGCAACAGCUGCUGCUUUAGAAGCAGCUGCUGGUGCGGGGAAACUAGUUGAUACGAACGCACCAGUGGAUAAGGGAACGGAAUCAAACAUGCUGCACGAUUUUGAGCUGCCUAUCUCAUUGGCAGCUCUGCACAAUUUCGGGUCAGGUAUUCAGGGCGUGCAGAAGGGUUUCAUGGCGAGAAAGCAGAAAAUAGAAGCGACGAUUGGGUACAAGGUCUCAGAAAAUGAUGGGAGGAGGCACGCGCUGACAUUGACGGUGAGCGACUACAAGAGACGCAGGGGUCUGCUUUGAAUGGCUCCUGAUAUAACAUCUGGUUUGUAAUCCAUGACUUCAACUUUCAUCUGCCGCUAUAAAUAAUUUUCCUAAAUUCUUGUUUGAAACAACGGAUAGUUAAAAAAUAUUGCUCUCCUUCUAAGUAAGCUCAUGGAUAUGGAUUUGCCUUGUAGAUGUUAUGCUGUUACAGGCUUUGAAAAUCUUGUUUGUCUGCUGAUUAAGUCCAUAGAUGUAUCUUGAAUGAUGGUUCCGUUGGUGCCGUCCCCUAAUUAUGAAGUUGGUAUUAUUCGUUGUAUUCACAUGACUUUUAAAAGUCAGAUGUAUCAAGACAGUGUCUUCAACUUCUCGUCUUGGUCAUCUUACAUUUCCUAUUAUAUUACUUGACUUUGAGGAUGGUACUGAAAGUUCAACGGAUAGUGAAAUAUCUGAGUGUC
Ananas comosus (pineapple) is the source of this 2602-nucleotide messenger RNA. RefSeq names its product protein RTF1 homolog. The record is from RefSeq and is a predicted model, not a curated record. Gene Ontology annotation, molecular function: RNA polymerase II C-terminal domain phosphoserine binding; DNA binding. The transcript is spliced from 2 exons. Gene Ontology annotation, cellular component: Cdc73/Paf1 complex. NCBI's taxonomy places the organism in Eukaryota, Viridiplantae, Streptophyta, Magnoliopsida, Poales, Bromeliaceae. Bases 246 to 2186 code for a protein of 646 amino acids.